AUGCUGUCCCGCCGGGGCUGCAAACCUGAGGUCCUCAUCCUGACCGUGGUGGGGAUCGGCGGCCUCCUCUUCCUCUUCGUGACCAACGAGGGCGAGCACGUGAGGAAGGCUGUCACAAGAGUCAGCAGUACCAGCCCCUCCACUCCCACGCCCAGCGUCCCCACCACCCCGCGUCACGUCCCCGAGUGCAAGGAGAACUCCUCGGUGGCCGACAUCUCCGGCUUCGCUGACCUGCCCGGCCACAUCCAGGACUUCCUGCGCUACAAGCACUGCAAGGAAUUCCCCCAGCUGCUGGACGCCCCCGACAAGUGCGGGGGGGCCGAGGGCUCCCCAGGGGUCUUCCUUCUCCUGGCCAUCAAGUCGUUGCCCGGGAAUUACGAGCGGCGGGAGAUCAUCCGCAAGACCUGGGGGGAGGAGAGGACGUACCAAGGGGUCCGGAUCCGCAGGCUCUUCCUCUCCGGGGAGGCGGGGGAUGCGCGGGAGGCCUGGAAGCUGAACCGGCUGCUGCGGCUGGAGGCGGCGGAGCAUGGGGACGUGCUGCAGUGGGCGUUCCUUGACAGCUUCUUCAACCUGACCCUCAAGCAGGUGCUGUUCCACAGCUGGCUGGAGGCCCGUUGCCCCGGCGCCCGCUUCCUCUUCAACGGGGACGACGACGUCUUCGCCAACACGGACAACGUGGUGCAGUACCUGCUGGGCAUGCGGGGCGCCAACGACGGCGACGGGCACCUCUACGUGGGGCAGCUGAUCGCCAACGUGGGCCCCAUCCGCGAGAAGUGGAGCAAGUACUACGUGCCCGAGCAGGUCUCCACCACCAACUCCUACCCGCCCUACUGCGCGGGCGGCGGGAUACUCAUGUCCGGCUUCACUGCCCGCACCAUCUACAAGGAGUCGCUGGGCAUCGAGCUCUUCCCCAUAGACGACGUCUACCUGGGUAUGUGCCUGCAGAAAGCCGGGCUGGCCCCGGCCUCCCACAUGGGCAUCCGGACCGUGGGCGUCAGGGUGCCCUCCUCCAAGCUGGAGUCUUUUGAUCCCUGCUACUACAAGGAGUUGCUGCUGGUGCACCGCUUCGUGCCCUACGAGAUGCUGGUGAUGUGGCGGGCCAUUCACGAGCCGGACCUGCACUGCGGGAAGAAGCUGCAAGUCUAUCAGAGUGUCUGA
Messenger RNA from Trachemys scripta elegans, 1158 nucleotides. RefSeq names its product UDP-GlcNAc:betaGal beta-1,3-N-acetylglucosaminyltransferase 3 (gene B3GNT3). Gene Ontology annotation, molecular function: hexosyltransferase activity. Lineage: Eukaryota; Metazoa; Chordata; Testudines; Emydidae. The transcript has a single exon. Bases 1 to 1158 code for a protein of 385 amino acids. Gene Ontology annotation, cellular component: membrane. The record is from RefSeq and is a predicted model, not a curated record.